Messenger RNA from Protopolystoma xenopodis, 945 nucleotides. NCBI's taxonomy places the organism in Eukaryota, Metazoa, Platyhelminthes, Monogenea, Polystomatidea, Polystomatidae. The record is from the annotation of a GenBank genome assembly.
AUGAUGCAUUUCUUGCUUGUCUGAUCCGUCUUUGCUAAGGCUUAUUUUAUCUAUCACUCAUUUCAUAAUUGGCAUCAACGGAAUAUUUCUUUGAAUGAUGCCGGUGCUACAGAUGAUCAUAAUGAGACUACUCAAAAUGGCUGGGUCUCCUACACACCAGCUAUCUCACUAGCAAGCGACGUUGCCCAUCAAAAUACACAUUUUCAAAGUCCUGCUGACGUCUCCAGCUCUUAUCGAUUGGGAAUUUGCCCGCCUGCGCGAUUUUUUCAGAUUAUUAUUGAUUGGAACUCUCUACUUCUUGGCCAUCUGAACCGUACUCGAGCAAUUUGGACCCUUCUAUUUUUCUCGCUAACUACCUUUGUUCUCAGCAAUAUUCUUAGACGAAAAAAACUUAAAAAGCAACAUUCUGACCAAUCUAGCUGGUGGAGGAGUUCAUUUGGUCCAAACGACUUGUCACUCUGGAGAAGUUUAUCGCUUCGGACUGCUAACUUCAUCUCAGCUAUUUCUGAUCAUCUGCCGUCCACAAAUUCAAGAGACCCUUUGCGACCCGAAUCGACUGGUCAUGUACUCUUGCCUCGUAUUGCUCCAUCUAUGCUAGGACUAGGUCGAAACCAGGAUAUCAUAGCUUCACAACCACUUACUACAACAACCGGUGUCUCUUCAGAGGGUGAGGCCGACUACUCGGCCUUGCAGUCUCACCAGGUUCUUCAACUCCGCUUAAGGCUCCUUCGGCGCUAUGCACAGCAACAUCAAGCUUACUCAGCAGCCGAGUCUAUGUCUUCUCUCCCGUUUCCCCGAUACCAGGGGCCGACUCCAGGUGACAGUGCAUUACCUGUCCAAGAUCUUCAUUCAUUUCGUUCUUUAGAUCCGAUUCGUGCAGAUAUAUUACCUACUCACACCGCUUGUAUUUAUACUUGGCAGUGUCCCGGCACCGCGAAUUCUGAU